UAUUUGAAUACAUUUUAAUAUAGUAUAAAUAUUAUUUUACGAAAAUAGUUGCAAAUUUUUUUUAUUUUAAUGCAUUACUUUUAAUAUUUUCGUUAAACAUUUGCCUUUACUUGUUAUUCGUGUAAGCUAAUAAAUAACGGUUUUAAUUUUUUAUCAUAGUGUCGUCGUAUAUAUAUUUUGUCACAAUAGUUCCUGCAUUUGCCACGCGAUACGCUCUUUUCCCAAGCUUUCUAUUUUAGAAAUGGACAGCCACCAUCUCUUAUUUGUAAAGCUAGAAAUUUUGCAAAGCAAUCGCUAGUUGCGAUUCGCUAUAAUUAGAAUUUUUCUUGGAGAAGGACUACCGGAUUAAAGAGCCUGAACGAGGCAGACGACGUACCUAUUGCGUUAAAAGAGACCGCAAGCGAAAGGAAACAACGUUUGCUGCAAAUAUUUAACGAUAUACAAGGUAUCUACAAAAAAUGUCCGUGACCUUUGCUCAACGCGGUAGGCCGCCACCGAAUCCUGCCCAAAUACAGAAGAUGCUUGAUGAAAACAGUCAACUCAUACAAACGAUACAAGAGUUUCAGAAUAAAGGAAAAGCACAAGAAUGCAUACAAUAUCAACAAAUGUUACAUCGUAAUUUAGUAUACUUGGCAUCAAUUGCUGAUGCAAACCAAAAUUUGCAAGCAUUGUUACCGCCUCCACAAGGAAUACCUAAUGGCCCUCAACAUGGUAUGAUGAGUCCGCAAGGCCUUCCAACUGUUCCUACAGGAUCAGCUGGACCUGUAGGAGAGAUGCCUCCAAACAGUCAGCCAACAUUGCCAAUGUCAAGUUUCAAUCAAGGGCAGCCAAUGCCACAAGGUGGAUAUCGUGGACCUGUCAUGCCUGGACAAGGACCAGCUAUAAAUAGACCACCUACCGCACCCGGACCACAGCAGUAUAGAGGACCUCAAGGUUAUCCUCAACAACCUUCUCAGCAAGGUUACCCUGCUCAGUACUCUAAUCAAAGUCCUGGUUCCAAUUAUCAAGGACCUCAAGGAUCAGCUUACACUCCAGGACAACCAAACCAAUACGGACCACCGAAUACAUCUCAACAACAGGGUUACAGCGCAUCGUCGCAACCAAAUUAUGGCCCUCCAAGUUCUGUAAAUAGUUAUGGUCCUCAACCGGGUGGAUAUCCACCACCGGGAGCGGCUCAACCGCCCACAGGAUAUGGUCCGCCACCGCCAAAUCAACAAGGCUAUCCGCCUACUAAUCCUUCGCAACAAAACUUUCCAUCGAGCGGUCAACAACAGCAACCCGGACAAUACGGUAGCCCUAGCCCGCAACCGAAUUACCAGCAACCUCCAUCUCAGGCUCCACCUCAAAAUGCAUACGGAGGCGGGCAACCUGGAAGCUAUCCUCCUCCUUCUUCUCAAGCAUAUGCAAACAAUGUUCCACCUCAAAACUAUCCAGCUCCUCCCGCAUCUAGCGCUGCUCAACCGCCGCAACCCGGAUCUCAACAGAAUACAGGUCCGCAAUCUAAUUACGGUAAUCAGCCAAGUCCUGGUCCUGGUGCAACACAAUACGGGCCAGCUUCUACGUCUCCUCCAUUCAGCACUGCCUCAGCAAGCGGGGUCAAUACUUACGCUCAAAGCAGUCAACCUACAAGUACACCCUCUGCUUCGACUCAAACUUAUCCACCGAGCACUGGUCCACCGUCUUCUUCUCAGGGUGGAAGUUACGCUCCUUCCGUUCCUGCUCCGUCUGGAUAUCCUGUGCAUCAGACACCUCAUCCAACAUCGCAUCCACCGCAUCAACCACCGCAUCAGUCUCCUCAUCAACCUCCUCAUGCUCCACAUCAAUCACCACAUCAACCUUCCCAUCAAUCAUCCCAUCAACCUCCCCAUCAACCUCCCGCGCAUCAGUCUCCUCAUCAGACGCAGCAGUCUCAACAACAAUCCCAAACACCGCCACAGUCUCAACAACAGCAAUCUCAAAGCCCAGCUCCCAGCGGAUUUCAACCGCCAUCAGCACCUCCACAGGGUCCUGCUCCACCGCCAGGGCCACAGCCACAGCCUGGAUAUGGACCAGCUACUACACAGACAUAUGUGCCGCCGACACCAGGUGGACAGCCACAGGUAUACACUCCUCACCCACCUCAAGGUGGUCAACAUUAUGGGCAUCCACAAUAUCCUCCUCAGAGUUAUCCACCACCACCAGCAGGACAGGGAUAUCCUCAAUAUCCACCUCGACCACCUGGUGGUCACAUGCCUCCACCACCUGGGCCACAAGGACCUCCUCCGCCAAAUCAAUACGGAGGCUACGGAUACCAACCACCUCCACAAUAGAGUAUAUUAAUGUAAAUUCGUAUAGUAUUCCCACUAACAUAAACGGUUUAAUUGCAAGUUUGGAACAAAUGGUAUAUAAAGUUUUAAUUUAAUUCUUAGUAGCUAUCGUCCAGUGUUAUGUAACGUGGUAAACAAUAGAAAAUUAUAUCUAAAUAAGGAAAGGUGCUGCCGAAACGCCAUCAGUUUAUAAAAAAAUCGCUUAAAAUUUUUUGCAAUAAUUCCAUUCUUUUCGAAUAGAGUACUUUUACAUAAAGUGAAACGGCACAAUUUUGGUUUUCUGCAAGAAGACGUUGCUCAUCGCUGUUCUAAAGUAAUUUCGGCGAUUGUAAUAAUAUUUUAAAACCACUUGAUUACAAUAUCAGAAUUUUAGUUUCGUAUAUCCAUUAUAUUUGUAUUCCAUAUUCAUAUAUACAGUCAUUUUCAUGUAAUAUUAUGUUAUAUGUAUGUUAGGGAAAGUGAGAGUCUUUAUUAUUUAAUUUUGACGGAUACUGGCUUUUACAGCACUUAACAACGUACAUUAAUUGCUUGGAUAUUGGUUGUACAUAAUACAGCACAAAACAUAUCUAUUACGCCAAGAUAAAAUGUAUAAAACAAGGUACAUGAUGUACUAUCUAUUUACAGCUUCCAGUAUACACGUUUGCCUUAGAAUUAAUUUUAUAUUUACUUAUCUAAUUUUAUAUUUUCUUGCUUCUCAUUAAAAUAUUCAUGAAUUCACA
Molecule: messenger RNA, 3025 nt
Organism: Hylaeus volcanicus
Lineage: Eukaryota; Metazoa; Arthropoda; Insecta; Hymenoptera; Colletidae
Product: basic salivary proline-rich protein 1
Exons: 7
Coding region: 459-2309 (616 amino acids)
Source: RefSeq, a predicted model, not a curated record